AACGGGACACGGAACGGCUCGCCGGAUAAAGGCGCGUGGGGGCUCUACCGGGAGCGAUCCCGUACCCGCCUAGAUCCCCGCCCGGCCGCUGCCGGGAUUGUUGCGGAGCGUGAGCGCGCCGCCUCACCGCUGCGGGCGGGCCGAAGCGCAGCGCCCGCUGGCUGCCGAGACCCGUCCCGAGCGCUGGGGGCGUGUCUGUCCGCGCGCCGGGGGCGGUGCUGGCGGCGGCCGCGCUGCGCGCGCGAGGGGCGGAGCCGGGGGCUGCCGGGGGCGGGGCCUGUGCGGGGAGCGCUCUCGGGGGUUUCGCUCCGGCACGGCUCGGCACGGCACGGCACGGCCGCAACCAUGAUCCACAGUCUGUUCCUGAUCAACGCCUCGGGGGACAUCUUCCUGGAGAAGCACUGGAAGAGCGUGGUUAGCCGCUCCGUGUGUGACUAUUUCUUUGAGGCGCAGGAGCGGGCCUCGGAGGCGGAGAACGUGCCGCCGGUGAUCCCCACGCCGCACCACUACCUCCUCAGCGUCUACCGCCACAAGAUCUUCUUCGUGGCCGUCAUCCAGAGUGAGGUGCCGCCGCUCUUCGUCAUCGAGUUCCUGCACCGCGUCGUGGACACGUUCCAGGAUUAUUUUGGUGUCUGUUCAGAGGUAAUAAUCAAGGACAACGUUGUGGUGGUUUAUGAGGUGCUGGAGGAGAUGCUGGACAAUGGCUUUCCAUUGGCAACAGAGUCUAAUAUUCUUAAGGAACUGAUAAAGCCUCCUACUAUUCUGCGAACAGUCGUCAACACCAUCACAGGAAGCACUAAUGUGGGUGACCAGCUUCCCACUGGACAGCUCUCAGUGGUGCCUUGGAGACGUACUGGUGUAAAAUAUACCAACAAUGAGGCCUAUUUUGAUGUGAUUGAGGAGAUAGAUGCAAUCAUUGACAAAUCAGGUUCCACUAUUACUGCUGAAAUCCAAGGAGUGAUUGAUGCUUGUGUCAAGCUGACUGGGAUGCCAGACCUUACCCUCUCCUUCAUGAACCCUCGGUUAUUGGACGAUGUCAGCUUUCACCCCUGUGUGCGUUUUAAGCGCUGGGAGUCAGAGAGAAUACUCUCCUUCAUUCCUCCUGACGGAAAUUUCCGCUUGCUCUCCUACCACGUCAGUGCUCAGAAUCUUGUGGCAAUUCCUGUCUACGUUAAGCACAACAUCAGUUUUCGUGACAGCAGCUCACUGGGACGGUUUGAGAUCACAGUGGGGCCAAAGCAGACUAUGGGGAAGACUGUAGAGGGAGUGAUGGUCACUAGCCAGAUGCCAAAAAGUGUCUUAAAUAUGACCCUCACACCCUCCCAGGGAACACAUACCUUUGAUCCAGUUACAAAGUUACUGUCAUGGGAUGUUGGAAAAAUAAACCCCCAGAAACUGCCAAGUCUGAAGGGGAGCGUGAGCCUGCAAGCUGGGACAUCGAAACCAGAUGAAAACCCCACCAUUAACCUGCAGUUUAAAAUUCAGCAGCUGGCUAUAUCUGGACUGAAGGUGAAUCGCCUGGACAUGUAUGGGGAGAAGUACAAGCCAUUCAAGGGGAUAAAAUACAUGACUAAGGCUGGCAAGUUCCAGGUCCGAACCUAGAGGAUCCUGAUAGCAAGGAAGAGCACUUUUCCUAUUUCCCCUGUCCCUGGCUGUUGGAUGCAGCCUCUUAUCUCAUCCAUCUAUUUCGGGUUGCUCCCUUGUCUCUAGUAGCAUAAGCAGGAAAGCCAGUGCUCAGAGUGCUGGAAAAGCAGGGAAAAGUAAGGUUGACCUGAAACCACCUCAUCCCUACCUGAGUCUGAAGUAUUUGGAACAAUAGUAGAUGGGAGAGUUGCUCAGGUCCCUUAGGAUUAGCAAGUCAGCUAUGUAUGCUUGUAUCACCUUCAUUUUGCUGUCUUAGAGGAAAUUCUAGGGAUUUAUGGCCCUUUGUAGCUCCUCUUCCUUGUAUUUUGUUUGGCUUUUAUCCCAUUGUACGUGAUACAAAGUUGAAUUUCCACAAACUUCAAUGUGAUGAUCCAGCAUCUGCAUUCCUGUAUCACUGGGUGUUAGGGUGUAGAGCUGUGUAGUUCUUGCCAGCAGGGAGAACACCUAGCUGUUCUGCCUCAGAAACGACUGGAAGAAGUGGAAGGGUAGAUUGUUCUUCCCUGGAUGGGAGUUGAGAAGCCUGAGAUUGGGAAUGGUGCCACAAAGGGAAGAAGGGAAGAAGUGAAUUCUUUCUCUUUUUCAUAAGGCAUCCUGAUCAUCAAGGAUCUUUAGUCUCUGAAUACAGACUUGAAAUACAUUCAGAUCUUGUAACUGGUAUCUCCAUGUAAUUCUUCUCUUAUUUAAUCAGUGUUUGAAGGUAGGAAUUCUCCUAGCUUAUUUGGGGAAUCAGAAGAGACAGACAGGGAAACUUCUGUGGAGACAGCACUGAUGGAAUUUGAAGCUGUGGCUACAUGAAGAUAACCACUGUCCUAGUAACUUGUUGGGACCUCUUUUUGCCUCUCCUUGCCUAUUGCAAAUGAUGCUGAUACUGCUGUUUUCCUGCUCACUGAUGUCUUCCUUUGAGAUAAUUGUGACCUGGUACCUUUGUAGUGUUCCUCCUGUCCUACCUCAUUUCAGUUUCUCUACCAGUCAGGUGCUGUGCAGAUGGGUUCAAACCUAUGCCAGAUUUUUCACUGGGAUCAUUUCCUCAGGAGCUGUUGUUCCAUCUGCCCAUUCCAGCCUGUGGUACAUCCCUCUGUACAGCAGAAAUAGGAAAUGAGAGGCACCUACACUGUUCAUAUUGUCUGUGACAGGCUCUUUGUCCACUACAUGCCAGUGUUUUUUCUCUUGGUAGCAGAACUUGCACCUAAGCUGCUGUACAUGUGACCACACACGUGUGGCUGUGGAGUCCAGCAUGUACAGUUCAUGCUUGUGAACAGAACAGGGUGACCCUAAACGAGGGAGAGCAUUCAUUCCACCUUGCAUGUGGUGGACACUUCAUGAGUGGCAUCUUGCUUGUGGGAUUACUGGUUCCUGUGCAGCUGAAUUCCAUAGCAGGUGGUGUUCUGCUGAGGCGACGUUACUGCUGAGCAUGUUCAGUGCAAACAAAACCCUCAACAAGGGCAUCAAUAAAAUUAAUUUUUACAUGUCA
Pyrgilauda ruficollis (rufous-necked snowfinch) is the source of this 3115-nucleotide messenger RNA. RefSeq names its product adaptor related protein complex 3 subunit mu 2 (gene AP3M2). The record is from RefSeq and is a predicted model, not a curated record. Lineage: Eukaryota; Metazoa; Chordata; Aves; Passeriformes; Passeridae. The coding region runs from base 346 to 1602 and encodes 418 amino acids. The transcript is spliced from 8 exons. Gene Ontology annotation, biological process: intracellular protein transport; endocytosis. Gene Ontology annotation, cellular component: clathrin adaptor complex; cytoplasmic vesicle.